AUGCCCAUUGAGUCAGAGGCGAUUCAGGUGGGCGGGCAGGUGGGCAGGAGGGCAGGCAGGCAAAGGGAGUGCCAGUGGCACUGGGACCAUGGCUCUGACUGUGUGUGUGCGGCGACUAACAGGGCUACCGGGCACCCACGACCGACAAGUGAAGCUCAUUCUGAGCAGGCUUUACCCAGAAAACAAGAAAAAUUCGCUGUGGUCAAGAAGCAGAUAUUGACGAGGUCACUGUUCCGUUGGCCUCACUAUGGGGCUCCACUGGCUGGGGAGUGUCUGUCUGUGCAGGUGGUCAACUGUAGCCGUGUGUUCAGCCCCAGGCCUCUGGGGACCCUGGUGAUCUCCCUGCAGCAGCUACAGAAUGCUGGGCAUUUGGUGCUACGGGAAGCCCUGGUGGAUGAGAAUCUUCGAGUGUCCCGGAUCCAAGUGGAGCUUGACCUGAAGUACCAGCCGCCAGAGGGCGCUACUGGAACCUGGGGAGAGGAGGACUUUGGGGCACUCAUCUCUGACAGCUCGGAACUGAUCAUCCCCAAUGUGGGCUUCCAGGAGCUGGAGCCUGGGGAGGCCCAGCUCGAGCGGCGCGCAGUGGCUUUGGGCCGCAGGCUAGCUCGAGGCCUAGGCCAGCAGGAUGACGAGGAGAACGAGCUGGAGCUGGAGCUGGAGCUGGAGGAUGAGCCUGAUGUGGAGCUUUCCGGGGUUGUGUUCAGCCCCCUCAAGAGCCGAGCCCGGGGCCUGGCCCGCGGGGAUCCCUUCCAGAUGUCCAGAGCCCAAGACUUCCAGGUAGGCGUCACCGUGCUGGAGGCACAGAAACUGGUGGGAGUCAACAUUAACCCCUAUGUGGCUGUGCACGUUGGGGAGCAGCGCCGAGUGACUGCCACACAACGUGGGACCAAUUGCCCCUUCUACAACGAGUACUUCUUGUUCGAAUUUCAUGAGACCCGGCUUCGGCUCCAAGACUUGCUGUUGGAGAUCACGGUGAGGGGGGUAGGGGUGAGAGGUUUCAUUCAGCGAAGGGGGGACACAACAGCUUCAGGACUAACACCACCUCUCUCUUAGGCUUUCCAUUCGCAGACCCUCCCCUUUAUGGCCACUCGGAUAGGCACCUUCCGCAUGGACCUGGGUAUCGUCUUCGACCAGCCAGGUACCAAACCCUCCCCCCCAGAUGGCCACUUCUACCAGAAAUGGGCUCCGCUGUAUGACCCCCGGGACACCCGCGCCGGGACCAAAGGCUUCGUCAAGGUCACCUUGUCCGUGAGGGCACGUGGGGACCAGCCCCCUUCACUGCCACCCCCGGGCCCAGGGCACAGUUCGGACAUCGAGAAGAACCUGCUCCUGCCGCGCCGGGUGCCGGCCGAGAGGCCGUGGGCGCGGCUCCGCGUGCGCUUGUACCGCGCCGAGGGGCUUCCCGCGCUGCGCCCGGGGCUGCUGGGCAGCCUGGCCCGCGCCCUGCACGACCAGCACGUCCUCAUGGAGCCCUACGUGCGGGUGUCUUUCCUGGGGCAGCAGGGUGAGACGUCGGUGUGCGGCGAGGCGGCGGCGCCCGAGUGGAACGAGCAGCUGAGCUUCGUGGAGCUCUUCCCGCCGCUGACGCGCGGCUUUCGUCUGCAGCUGAGGGACGACGCACCCCUUGUCGAUGUGGCUCUCGCCACGCACGUGCUGGACCUGAGGCAGAUCUCCCACCCCGGCCGCGCCGCGGGGUUUAACCCCACCUUCGGCCCAGCCUGGGUGCCUCUCUAUGGCUCGCCGCCCAGUGGGGGGCUCCGGGAUGGUCUUCAAAGUCUCAACGAAGGCCUCGGCCAAGGCAUUUGGUUCCGUGGCCGCCUUCUGGUGGCUGUGUCCAUGGAGGUGUUAGAAGGGAGAGCUGAACCUGAGCCUCCUCAGCCCCAACAGGGGUCCAGGUUGUCACGGCUCACACGAAAGAAGAAGAAAGCCAGGCGGGGUCGGACCCCACCUGGGGUUCCACAGCAGGUGGACACCAGCCACAGUGCUCCUGGGCCUGAGAUUCCUAGUGCGAUGGAGGUGGAGGUGGAGGAGCUGCUGCCACUGCCAGAGAAUGCCCUGGCGCCCUGCGAAGAUUUCCUGCUCUUUGGUGUGCUUUUCGAGGCCACCAUGAUUGACCCUGCUGUGGCCUCCCAGCCCAUCAGCUUCGAGAUUUCCAUUGGUCAAGCAGGUCGCCAGGAGGAACAAUUGGGCCGAGGGUCCAGGGCCAGGGAGGGAACUGAGGGCACGUUGGUGGAGGUGCAGCCUCUGCUGAAGUCAGACACCGGAGCCGAGCUGGAGGAGGAGGAGGAGCUGGGGACCCCUGCUCAGCGGCCUGAGCCCAUGGACGGCAGCGGGCCGUACCUGUGCUUGCCCCUUCGUCACCGCAAGCCAUGCGUGCGUGUGUGGAGCCGCUGGGAGGAUCACACGUGGCGCUUGCACAGCAGCAACUGUGUGCGCAAAGUGGCCGAGAGGCUGGACCAGGGGCUGCAGGAGGUUGAGACACUACAACGCAGGCCGGGUUCAGGUGCCUGCAUACGGCUCAAGCAGGCGCUGGAAGAGCUGGUGGCUGGGAGCAGACAGUUUUGCCAUGGUGCUGAGCGGAGGACGAUGACUCGGCCCAACACCCUGGAUCGAUGCCGAGGGAAACUGCUGGUGCACAGCCUGAACCUGUUGGCAAAGCAAGGACUGCGGCUUCUCCAGGGCCUGAGACAGGGCAACGUGCAAAAGAAGGUGGCAUUGGCCAAGAAGCUCCUGGCAAAACUGCGCUUCCUGGCUCAGGAGCCUCAGCCACCCCUCCCCGACGUGCUGGUCUGUAUGCUCAGUGGGCGGCGCCGCGUGGCCUGGGCCCGGAUCGCUGCCCAGGAUGUGCUGUUCUCUGUGGUCGAGGAGGAACGGGGCCGGGACUGCGGGAAGAUCCAGAGUCUGCUGCUCACAGUGCCCGGGGCAGGCCCUGGGGAGGUCUGUGCCAAACUGGAGCUCUUCCUGUGGCUGGGGCUGGGCAAACAAGUCAAGGCCUGCACCUUUGAGCUGCCCCCAGACCUGCUGCCCGAGCCCUCGGCUGGGCUGCCUCACAGCCUAUGCCGGGAUGACUUUAGGUACUUCCAGCUCCGGGCUCACUUGUACCAGGCCCGAGGUGUGUUGGCAGCAGAUGACAGUGGCCUCUCGGACCCCUUUGCUCGAGUCCUCAUCUCUACACAGUGCCAGACCACACGGGUCCUGGAGCAGACGCUGAGCCCCCUGUGGGAUGAACUCUUGGUAUUUGACCAGUUGAUCAUAGAUGGCAGGAGGGAGCAUCUGCAGGAGGAGCCACCCUUAGUGGUCAUCAAUGUUUUUAACCACAAUAAGAUUGGCCCCCCUGUGUUCCUGGGCAGGGCCCUGGCCGCCCCAAGGGUAAAGCUGGUGGAGGACCCCUACCUAUCCCCUGAGCUGCAGUUCUUCCCCCUGAGGAAGGGACCCCGGGCAGCUGGAGAGCUCAUUGCCACCUUUGAACUCAUUGAACUGGACUACAGUGGCCGAUUUGAGCCCUCAGUGCCCAAUGAUGUGGAGCCCCAGGAUCUGGCACCCCUGAUGGAGCCCCGCUCUGGACGCCUGUCCCUGCCACCCAACGUGCGCCCAGUGCUCAGGGAGUUCCAUGUUGAGGUGCUGUUCUGGGGUCUGAGGGGCCUUGGUCGUGUGUACCUGUUUGAAGUGGAGCAGCCCCAGGUUGUGCUGGAGGUGGCCGGGCGACGUGUGGAGUCUGAGGUUCUGGCCAGUUAUCACGAGAGCCCCAAUUUCACUGAGCUCGUCAGGCAUCUGACGGUGGUUCUCAGAGACAGUUCCUCUCUCUCACUCCAGGACCUGCCAGAGCAGCCUUACCUGCAGCCCCCACUCAGCAUCCUGGUGAUCGAGCGCCGGGCCUUUGGCCGCACCGUCCUUGUGGGUUCCCACAUUGUCCCCCACAUGAUGCGAUUCACUUUCCGGGGUCAUGAGGAUCCUCCUGAGGAGGAAGGAGAAGAGGAGGACACAGGGGACCUGGUGCCCAAGAGACCUCAAGGAAAGAAGUCCCUGGAUCCCUUCUCGGCUGAAGCGGGAAUCUCCAGACGGCUCCUGAAGGCUCCUCUGAAGAAGCUCCCCCUAGGAGGCCUCCUGCUUCAAGCCCCUGAGCUGGAGGAGGACAUCCCAGAUCCUGAAGAACUUGACUGGUGGUCCAAGUACUACGCAUCGCUGCAGGAGCUCCAGGGGCAGCCCAACUUUGAUGAGGAUGAAAUGGACGAUCCUGGAGAUUCGGAUGGGGUCAACCUUGUUUCUGUGGAUGGGGAGGCCCAAGACCAGAGUGAGGCUAAAGUUGAAGGUUCUGUGUCCCGGAAAAAAGCACUUGCCACCCUGAAGAUCUACAGUAGCUCCCUGGAGGAAGAGUUUAACCACUUUGAAGAUUGGCUGAAAGUGUUUCCGCUAUACCGAGGGCUAGGGGGCCACGAUGCAGAUGGAGAGGAAGAAGGUUCUGGACACCUGGUGGGCAAGUUCAAGGGCUCCUUCCUCAUUUACCCUGAAUCAGGGGCAAUGUCGUUCUCUGAGCCCCAGAUCUCUCGGGGGAUCCCACAGAACCGACCCAUCAAACUCCUGGUCAGAGUCUAUGUUGUCAAGGCUACCAACCUGGCUCCAGCAGACCCCAAUGGCAAAGCAGACCCCUAUGUGGUGGUGAGCGCUGGCCGGGAGCGGCAGGACUCCAGGGAGCGCUACAUCCCCAAGCAGCUCAACCCCAUCUUUGGAGAGGUCCUGGAGCUAAGCAUCUCUCUCCCUGCUGAGCCGGAGCUGACCAUUGCCGUCUUUGAUCAUGACCUUCUGGGUUCUGACGACCUCAUUGGAGAGACCCACAUUGACUUAGAAAACCGAUUCUACAGCCACCACAGAGCAAACUGUGGGCUGGCCGCCCAGUAUGAUGUGUGAGUUUGGCAGGGCCCUCAGGAGCCAUUCUGAGCAUCCUCCACUUCUGCCUGCAGGGAUGGGUACAAUGCCUGGCGUGAUGCAUUCCGGCCUUCGCAGAUCCUGGCAGAUCUAUGCCAACGCCGUGGCCUCCCUGCCCCUGAAUACCGAGCCGAGGCUGUCAAGGUGGGCAGCAAAGUCUUUCCGACACCACCUGAGACCCUGCCACCAGGUGGGGCCCCUGAGGAGGCCCAGGCAUUGCUUGUGCUGCGGCGCUGGCAGGAGAUGCCGGAUUUUGGGAUCCAGCUGGUACCUGAGCAUGUAGAAACACGGCCCCUCUACCAUCCCCGUAGCCCGGGGCUGCUCCAGGGAUCCCUUCACAUGUGGAUUGACAUCUUUCCCCGCGAUGUGCCUGCUCCACCUCCAGUUGACAUCAAGCCUCGGCAGCCAAUCAGCUAUGAGCUCAGAGUCAUCAUCUGGAACACGGAAGAUGUGGUUCUGGAUGACGUGAACCCGCUCACUGGAGAGAUGUCGAGUGACAUCUAUGUGAAGAGCUGGGUGAAGGGGCUGGAGCAUGACAAGCAGGAGACAGACGUUCACUUCAACUCCCUGACUGGGGAGGGGAACUUCAAUUGGCGCUUUGUGUUCCGCUUUGACUACCUCCCCACGGAGCGGGAGGUGAGUGUCCGGCGCCGGCCUGGACCCUUUGCCCUGGAGGAGGCCGAGUUCCGGCAGCCAGCCGUGCUGGUCCUACAGGUCUGGGACUAUGACCGCAUCUCCGCCAAUGACUUCCUCGGGUCCCUGGAGUUGCAGCUGCCAGACAUGGUGCGGGGGGCCCGGAGCCCCGAGCUCUGCUCAGUCCGGCUGGCCCGUGAUGGGGCUGGGCCGAGGUGCAAUCUGUUUCGCUGCCGCCGCUUGAGGGGCUGGUGGCCCAUGGUGAAACUGCAGGAGGCGGAGGACGUGGCUCGGGAGGCGCAGGAGGCCCAGGCUGGCAAAAAGAGACGGAAGCAGAGGAGGAGGAAGGGCCGGCCAGAAGACCUGGAGUUCAGAGACACAGGCGGCAACGUGUACAUCCUCAUGGGAAAGGUGGAGGCAGAGUUUGAACUGCUGACUGCGGAGGAGGCUGAGAAACGGCCAGUGGGGAAGGGGCGGAAGGAGCCAGAGCCCCUGGAGAAGCCUAACCGCCCCAAAACCUCCUUCAACUGGUUCGUGAACCCGCUGAAGACCUUCAUCUUCUUCAUCUGGCGCCGCUACUGGCGCAUCCUGGUGCUGCUGCUGCUGCUGGCGCUGAUCACCGUCUUCCUCCUCCUCGUCUUCUACACCAUGCCCGGCCAGAUCAGCCAGGUCAUCUUCCGCCCCCUGCACAAGUGA
Messenger RNA from Propithecus coquereli (Coquerel's sifaka), 6252 nucleotides. RefSeq names its product fer-1-like protein 4. The transcript is spliced from 45 exons. The record is from RefSeq and is a predicted model, not a curated record. NCBI's taxonomy places the organism in Eukaryota, Metazoa, Chordata, Mammalia, Primates, Indriidae. Gene Ontology annotation, cellular component: membrane. Gene Ontology annotation, biological process: plasma membrane organization.